This is a messenger RNA of Peronospora matthiolae, 252 nucleotides long. NCBI's taxonomy places the organism in Eukaryota, Oomycota, Peronosporomycetes, Peronosporales, Peronosporaceae. The record is from the annotation of a GenBank genome assembly.
AUGGUGGACGGCAUCAUGCAUCGGCAUUACGACUCCCUCGCCGAUACUGCUGCCUUUCUGAGCGAAGCGCCGCUACGGCAAGGUCUGGACGACACGGUAGUUACCGCUCCAAUCAAUACUGACGUCGUUGCCGCUGCGCUGAAGAAGAUGGAGCGCGGCAAGGCUGCCGGACCUGAUGACCUAGGCAACACCAUUCAUCGCGGCAAUGCAUUUCCGCUCGCACCGAUCCUUGCGCCGCUAUUCGCGCAAUGA